AUGAACUGCAAUUUAUUGAAGUUAAGUGGUUUCAAGUUUCACAAAAGUUUGCUUAUAGUGUUAGGAAAACCUUCAUUCUCACAUUCAGCCGUUUCAUUAAAAAAUAAAUGCGGUUCAAAAGGUCCUCCUUGGCGCGUAAUGUUCUUUGGCAAUGAUGAUUUUUCGGUCAAAAGUCUCCAGAUGCUCACAUCAAAAAUGAGAACACAGACUAUAAUUUCCAAGGUAGAUGUUGUCACAACUUCUACUGGCAGUGGCAUCAACGUCAAAAGUUUUGCAAAAGAAGAAAAAUUAGAUAUAUACGAUUGGCCUGUUAACACAACACUCUUGGAUGGAAAAUAUGAUAUUGGAGUGGUUGUGUCGUUUGGACGAUUAAUACCGGAAAAAAUUAUAAGAUGUUUUCCUCAAGGAAUGAUUAAUGUACACGCUAGUCUUUUACCCCGAUGGCGAGGAGCUGCUCCUAUAAUAUAUACUAUACUUAAUGGUGAUUUAACAUCUGGAGUAACAAUAAUGAAAAUCCAUCCUCGUAGGUUUGAUGUUGGUGAAAUUGUUAGACAACAUAGUUGUUCAGUUGACAAAGAUGAAACAGCUGAUGAACUAAAGAAGAAACUAUCGGACAUGGGUGGACGUUUGUUAAUUGACUCAUUUAAAGAAUUAACAAGGAGUUUAAGGUACGCAGUACCACAAUCUGAAGAAGGCAUAACUUAUGCACCCAAAGUGGACAAAUCACUAUCCAUUAUUGAUUGGAAUGUUACGGAUUCUAAUUCAGUUUAUAACAAAUAUCGAGCAUUAUGUGGCUUGUGGCCAUUAAUAACCACUUGGCAUGGGACAUCUGUAAAGCUGUUGAAAGUAUGCAAUUAUCAGAUGUCAAAUGCAGAAACUCAGUUACAACCAGGAGAUUUAGUAUAUGAUAAGCAAAGACAAAAAUUAUCUGUUAAAUGUGGUGGAAAAGGAGGUUAUGUGUCUAUUGAAAAACUUAAAAUUCCUGGACAUAAAACAAUGUCUGGUAAAGAUUUUUUCAAUGGUUUUGUUUACAUGAAGCCAAAUAGUGAACGGAAAUUUGAUAGUACACAAAAAUUUACAUAA
Molecule: messenger RNA, 1083 nt
Organism: Macrosiphum euphorbiae (potato aphid)
Lineage: Eukaryota; Metazoa; Arthropoda; Insecta; Hemiptera; Aphididae
Source: the annotation of a GenBank genome assembly